GGUGUGGGAAAAGAAAGAUUGAAAAGAAGGAAGAGAUAGAACCCUGAAAAUUGAACUGAAACAGGACAAAAAGACAGAAGCAAGGAAAGUGAACUGAAUAAAACACUUGAUACAAACCCUGAAAAUUGAACUAAAACUGAAUAUAAAGACAGAAACAAGGAAAGUGAACUAAAUAAAACACUUAAUACCUCGGAAGAAAAAAGAAAGAAAUGGAAACUAAACUGUAGGAAAAGAGAUAAUUAGAUACAACCAGGAAACUUUGAAGUAAAAAGAUAAAAAAAAGAUUUAUGGCAAUUAGAAAAGAGAAAAGGAGAAAUUGAAGUACUGUACUAUUAGGAGAGACAGAAGAUUGUAGCAUUUAGAAAAGGAAGAAAAAAGGUAGGAAGAUUGAGCCGUUUUAUUAAAAGAAGAGACAGAAGAAGAAAGACAAACCAUUGAAUUACUUAGAGAGGCAGAGAGGAGAGACAAAACCAGAGAGAGAGAGAGAGAGAGAGAAUAUUGAAGUACUGUAAUAGAAGGAGAGAGAGAAAAAUAGAGCCAAACCAUUGAACUACUGAAGGAGGCAAAGAGGAGAGACAAACAGAGGUAGAAAGCAGAGAGAAAGAAAAAAGAUUGAGAUUGAAAUACCGUAUUAGGAGAGACGGAAAGCCAAACCAUUGAACUACUGAAGGAGGCAAAGAGGAGAGACAGACAGAAGCAGGAGGCAUACCAAGAAAACAAGAAAGCAGGGAAGCAGAACAGCAGAGAACACAGAGCCAUGGCGUGCUGCAGAUCGCCAGUGCUGCCGAGGGUCACAAGGGGGAGGCUGUUUGACAAAGAAUCUGAGGAGGAUGACGUAGUGAAGCGGGAGGCCGGCAUCCUGGCGCUGGCCGAGCAGUACAAGAAGGCGGGUCAGGCCCACCAGCUGGCACAGCUCAUCAAGGACACGCGGCCGUUCCUCUCCCAGAUCUCCAAGGCCAAAGCGGCCAAGCUGGUGCGCACCAUGGUGGACAUGUUCCUGGACCUGGAGGCCACCACGGGCUUGGAAGUGGAGGUCUGUCGGGACAACAUAGAGUGGUCCAAGCUGGAGCGACGCACCUUCCUGCGGCAGUCCCUGGAGGCACGGCUGGUGGCGCUCUUCUACGACACAGCACAGUACUCGGAGGCACUGGCAUUGGGCUCACAGCUCCUUAAGGAACUCAAGAAGCUGGAUGACAAGAACCUGCUGGUGGAGGUGCAGCUUUGGGAGAGCAAGACUUACCAUGCCCUGGGCAACCUUCCCAAGGCCCGUGCUGCCCUCACCUCAGCCCGCACCACUGCCAACGGCAUCUACUGUCCCCCUAAGCUGCAGGCUGCCCUGGACCUGCAGUCCGGCAUCCUGCACGCCGCUGAGGAGAAGGACUUCAAGACGGCCUUCUCUUACUUCUAUGAGGCCUUCGAGGGCUACGACAGCAUCGACAGCCCCAAGGCCCUUACUGCCCUCAAAUACAUGCUGCUGUCCAAGAUCAUGCUGCAGUGCCCUGAGGACGUGCACAGCAUCGUGAGCGGCAAGCUAGCGCUGCGACACAGUGGCUCCCACGUGGACGCCAUGAAGGGCAUCGCGGCCGCCAGCAGCAAGCGCUCCCUGGCGGACUUCAAGGUGACGCUGGGCAAGUACAAGGAGGAGCUGGAGGGCGACAUGAUAGUGAAGGCGCACCUCAACACCCUGUACGACAGUAUGCUGGAGCAGAACCUGUGCCGCAUCAUUGAGCCCUACAGCCGCGUGCAGGUGUCCUACGUCAGCCAGACCAUUGGCCUUCCGCAGGACACCGUGGAGCGUAAGCUGUCCCAGAUGAUCUUGGACUCCAAGCUGACAGGCAUCCUGGACCAGGGCGCUGGCGUGCUCAUCGUGUGGGACCCAGUCACCAAGGACAAGACCUACGAGUAUGCCUUGGACACCAUCAAGGCCAUGGAGAAGGUGGUGGACGUGCUCUAUCAGAAGGCCAAGAAGCUAACGUAAGGCUGUGCCGUCAUAGCAAGCGCAGUGUGACACUUGGCUCGGGUGGGGGUGCGCGCCGCCCCCGGGCCCUCGCCGUUCCUCGCCGAGUGGGUGCCUGGGAGAUUUUCUUUAUUUUUUUGAGGAGGCGCGAGGAGUGAGAGUCCGGCGGCUCGGCCCCCGCCCACGUGUAAAUAAAGACUAGGGCGUGGCGAGGGAGGAAGUUUUGUCUGGCAUCGGUGAGGUGCGUCUGUUUUGCCCCUUUUAUUCUUUGUAUACUUACACACUGUUCAAGUGGAUGUAUGAACCACUUUUAAGUUAUUGACUAUCAAGUUUUUGUGAGGAAAAGGGUCAAAUUUUGUAUGUUGUUUGGUAACUCUAGGAGCACUAGGAAUAGCUGACAUUAUUAACACUCAAGACAAACCUGGACUCUCAAUCAAAAAUUGUCCUCUACUAAACCUUAUUUUUCACGUCCGGACCUUGACUGUUGCCACUUGCUGUUGUUUACCUGAGGGGCCACAUCAGCCCCACCAUGGGGGCCGGCAGCGGUGGCAGCCCCGCCCUGCCCCGUGCCCCACCCAUCACCUGGAUCAGUCAACUUAUCUCAAGAUUUGACUUUCAGAUAUUUUAUAAAUUAAAAACUAUAUGAUAUUGCUGCUUUGAUUCAGCCCUGGUGGUGUGCUGGAGUGGUAGGGAUGUGAACGCUCUGGCCCACUACACGCCGAGCUGCAAUCCUCUGUCCUCUGUGGGUUUCUAUAUCAGACCUCAAAUUUCCUUCCUAUAUACUAGAGUACACACUAAUGAACUCAUGGAUUUCACAACUAUUCAUAAGGAUUAGAAGACUAGUGUGAAUAUUCUGACUAUUGUGAUAAUAAGACACAACUUCACAACUACCAUGAAUAUUCAGACUGGUUAAUAUAAUGCUAUGUACUGUACAGAUCUUGAGGCUCCUUAUAGUACAGAUUCCAAUGCUCUUUUAUAAGGAAUUAUUCCUUUAUAAGGAAUUACACAUAGUAUUCUGCCUUCUAAAUGAUGAUAAGUAAAAUUGAUCACUAACUGGUAAUAAAGUCAAGUAUUACUGUC
Messenger RNA from Portunus trituberculatus (swimming crab), 3037 nucleotides. It is a transcript of the gene Rpn6, whose product is annotated as 26S proteasome non-ATPase regulatory subunit 11-like. Gene Ontology annotation, cellular component: proteasome regulatory particle, lid subcomplex. Gene Ontology annotation, molecular function: structural molecule activity. Gene Ontology annotation, biological process: ubiquitin-dependent protein catabolic process. The transcript has 2 exons. The coding region runs from base 758 to 1978 and encodes 406 amino acids. The record is from RefSeq and is a predicted model, not a curated record. NCBI's taxonomy places the organism in Eukaryota, Metazoa, Arthropoda, Malacostraca, Decapoda, Portunidae.